GAUCAGCGCCUCCACUCACCAAGAGUUUGGACCGAAAGAAUCUGUUACAUUCUUAUUUCCACCAUGGCUGCUCAAUCGAACAUUCCACCACUUGGCAAAUACCUUGCAUCUACGGACAAGAAAACACGCGACAAAGCGAUAAAGAGUCUCGCUACAUUCCUCUCGGACCCUUCAAAAGAUGAAUUGCCAAAACUCGAGAUGGCAAAGUUGUGGAAAGGGAUCUUCUAUUGUUUCUGGAUGUCAGACAAACCAUUGGUGCAACAAGCACUCGCUAGUGAGAUUGCUGAAAUAUUGUUGACUAUCUCGAGUACUCCUGCUUCUCUCGGAUUCUUGCGUGGGUUCUGGGAGGCUAUUGUUAGAGAAUGGAGUGGGAUAGACAGACUCCGCAUUGAUAAAUACUACAUGCUCGUCCGACGCUUCGUCAAUGCCUCCUUCCGACUCUUAAUGCGAGCUGAGUGGGAUGAAGCCUUUUGUAAGGAGUAUAUUUCUAUCAUGACUGAUCGCGGUGGACCGCUAUGUGCUGGUGAUAGCCGCGUACCCUCAAGUCUCGCAUACCAUAUUGCCGACAUCUACCUCGAAGAAUUAAACAAAGCCAUCGCGAGGCCACCGAUACCAUCACCACACCCUGCACCUCUGUGUUCCAUUCUCUCACCUUUCUUCACCCUUGCCGCAUGCACACCUUCAAACGUCACCUACCGACGAAUACAAUCCGCUGUCAUUGAUCCUUUGUUCGACGCUCUGUCGGCUGAUUUCGACAAACCAGCAGUGCAAAAAUGUACCAAAUCAUUGACUUCAAGCUAUGAGCAUAUUAUUGGGAACUCCUGCGCGAUGGACUCGAAAACGGAAGGCAUUUUGGACAAGGAUGCGCUGAAAAAGGUUCUGUUGAAGCAGCUGUUCAACGUCGCCAGCGAACAGGAUACCAGAGAUUCGAAUAGGCGAAAGUUAUAUGCUGUGUGGAAAAGUCACAUGGACGACAACGAGGGAAAUGAGAAGCCCGUAGAUGCUAGUUAGGUUGAUCUAGGUGAAUAUAUCGUCCCUUCACUAGACCUUACACGUAACAGGAUUAAUUGCGGUGUGCCACCAGUAAGGACAACUUUCGCUGCAUAGAGAAAUUUGGCUUACAGUGUAAUUCACUCUCAAUGGCUGAAGACAAUGCUCAUCUCCGAGAGAACUCAAAUUGCCCUUGCCACUAACAAUGUUUUUGAAUGAAAUGAAUUAGUCGAUAUCGA
Somion occarium is the source of this 1229-nucleotide messenger RNA. The record is from the annotation of a GenBank genome assembly. NCBI's taxonomy places the organism in Eukaryota, Fungi, Basidiomycota, Agaricomycetes, Polyporales, Cerrenaceae.